Molecule: messenger RNA, 2091 nt
Organism: Eimeria acervulina
Lineage: Eukaryota; Apicomplexa; Conoidasida; Eucoccidiorida; Eimeriidae
Exons: 6
Coding region: 1-2091 (696 amino acids)
Molecular function (GO): protein binding
Source: RefSeq, a predicted model, not a curated record
AUGAAGGGCCUCAUCAGAAGCCUUAAAACAACUCGGGACAGUUGCGGUGUUGAAGGUGCUGCAGAGCGGGUUUUGCUGCAAGCUGCUUUUGUCUGUCUUCUUGAGACGAGCGGCUUAGAUAGGCUGGACGCCCUUCUACAGGCUUCAUCAAACGAGCAGCAGCAGCAGCAGCAGGAGCAGCAGCAGCAGCAGCAGCAGUGGUGUAGAGACUUGGAAGCAGAAAUGCUGCGGCAGCGGCUGCUGCUGCGACGCCGACGCAUCGCCAGGAGACUGAAGGGGGUCUUCAGCUUCUGUCUCCUCUUCAAAAAACAAAGGGCUCAAUGGAUAGCUAAGCUGUGUGCUGUUCGGGUUUUGCUGCUGCACCUCGCCGCUCGCCGGAAGCAAAUGCUGCAGCAGCAAGCUGCUGCUCUCACUGAGGCGCUAAGGGCAGCAGCAGCAGCAAAAGCAGAAGCAGCAGCAAAAGCAGAAGCAGCAGCAAAAGCAGAAGCAGCAGCAAAAGCAGAAGCAGCAGCAAAAGCAGCAGCAGCAGCAAAAGCAGCAGCAGCAGCAGCAAAAAGGGAAGAGGAGCAGCGAAGGAUUCAAUACCAAGCGAUCCGCAUUCAGCGAUGGUGGAGAGCGGCAAGGAGACGCCGCAGCUUGCUGCUGCAGCAGCAGCAACAGCAGCUGCAAGAGCAGCAGCAGAAGGAAUAUGAGCAGCAGCAGCAACAGCAGCAGCAGCAACAACAGCAGCAGCAGCAGCAGCUGGUGACAGAGGCACAGGCGCACCUUCAAGCUCAGCAGCAGCAGCAGCUGUUGCAGCAGCAGCAACAACAACUGCAGCAGCAGCAGCAGCAGCAGCAGCAUUAUCAAGCAGCCGAGCUUGCUGCAGCAAGCCAUCAGCCAGCCAAACGCCUGCGGCUGUCAGAGUCCCCUGCUGCUACAGCAGCAGCAGCUGCUGCUGCUGCUAGUGCUGCAGCUGCUGCUCCUCCUCCUGUUGCUGCUGCUGCUGAUGCUGCUAGUGCAGCGCAUGCGGGUACAAGCACCGAUCAGCAGCCCGCGCAGCAGUCAGCAGCAGCAGCAGCAGCAGCAGCAGCAGCAAGAGCAGAAGCAGCAGCAAUCUGCAUCCAGAGACAUUGGAGAGGCAGCAGCAGCAGACGAGGGAAGGCUGAGCUAACCCUGCAGCUGCUGCUGCUGCAGCGCGCAGUACGCCGGUGGCUGGCAGCAAGGCAUUCUAAGAAGCAGCAGCAGCAACUGCUGCAGCAAGAAGAAAUGAAGCAGCAACCGCAGCUGCUGCUGCAGCAACAGCAACAUCAGCAGCAUCAGCAGGAGCAGCAGCAAAAACAGCAGCAGCAGCACAAACAGCAGCAGCAGCAGCAGCAGCAGCAGCAGCAGCAAGAAGCUGCAGCAGCGGCAGCAGAACAUGAGAAUGUGUCUCCUGGUGGCCCCCAGUUAGCCUCGCUGGACUGGAAAGCAGCAGCAGGAGCAGCAGCAGCAGCAGCGCGGGCUGCUGCAGCAGAAGGUCGUGCUGCAGCAGCAGCUGCUGCAGUGUAUAUGCAGCAAAUAGAAGCAGAGAGGGUCCCCUCUCACAUUCCGAGGGCCCCAUCGAUAGGAAGACAACCGGGGCCCCCAUGCUCCCCACCGUUUGCUGCUGCUGCUGCUGCUGCUGCUGCUGCUGCGCCUGGUGGGGGCGCUGGUGCUGCCGCAGCUGCGCUGCAGCGGGGGUCGCUUAGCGCAGCUCACAAGCCCAACAGCAACAGCAGCAACAGCAGCAGCAGCAACAGCAGCAACAGCAGCAGUCCUACCUUCUCUGUGGCGUCUUCAGCGCUGCCUUCUCCUGGGCUGCCUGCUGCUGCUGCCGGUGUUGCUGCUGCAGCAGCACUUAGUGAGAGCUGUCUGUACACCUCAGAAUUGCUGUACAAAUCCUUUAUUCCUCAGCCACGCAGCAGGUGCGAACGCUUGCAGCAGCAACAGCAGCAGCAGCCUAAAACAGCAGCAGGAGCAGCAGCAGCAGCAGCAGGCUUCAAAGACACUCCAAAGGGCCCUAAUACCUCUGCUAUUCCUUCUCCUCCUCAACUCACCACUCAAAGAAAGAGACGUCCCAAUGCCCUCUAG